Messenger RNA from Cladophialophora carrionii CBS 160.54, 783 nucleotides. RefSeq lists its product as uncharacterized. Lineage: Eukaryota; Fungi; Ascomycota; Eurotiomycetes; Chaetothyriales; Herpotrichiellaceae. The record is from RefSeq and is a predicted model, not a curated record. Gene Ontology annotation, cellular component: cytoplasm. The coding region runs from base 1 to 783 and encodes 260 amino acids. The transcript is spliced from 3 exons.
AUGACACUCUAUACAAACCAUGGCUGCGGGUGGUCCCAUCGCGUCCACAUAGUGCUUAAAGAGCUGGGACUGGAUUAUGAGGAGGUGCUCAUAGACAUGGACGUGCCAAGGCCGGCUUGGUUUCUCAAGUUGAAUCCGCGUGGCUUAGUGCCUGUCUUUCAGUACACUCCAAUCGGAUCGAAUCAACAAUUCACCCUCGUAGAGUCCGCACAAAUCGUGUCAUUCCUCACGGAUCUUUAUCCAUCGCACAUCCUUCCAGUUCUUCCGUCUGGUCGAGAGUCGUGGGGAACAUGCUCUCGAGCAGAUACAGCAUAUAUGCGUUACCGAAUGUCUUUGUUUGUGGAUACCUACUUCACCAAGAUUAAUCCACUCAUGUUCAAACUCGUUGGCGCCGAUCCGGGAGAGCCACAAGAAAAGAUCGUGGACGACAUUCUCAGCCGUUUGAGCGAAGAGAUUGAGCCGCUGCUGUCAGGCGCCGACAUGGAUGGGAAAGGGCCAUACUUUGCAGGAAGUAAGAGUUUGACGUUUGUCGAGGUCAUGACAACACCUUUUGUCCUUCGGAUGAUCGACUUCUGCAACGACGUUAUCUUCCCAUCUCGCCUUGCCACAGCUAUGCUGGAUACCAACCCCUCGACAUCGAACAUACCACGGUUUGCCAAGUGGGCGAAGUUGUGUACCCAGCAUCCCAGUGUCACGUGUACUUGGGACAAGGAGUAUUUGCUUCCAAGAAUAGUGGAACGGUUGCCGGCCGCGAAGAGGAAGUAUGCUCCAGCAAAGGAGUGA